AAUUGUAUGAUUUCACUGUAAGUUGGGUGGAAACUUGUGGAGUAAUUUAAGUGCUGCAGGCAUUGCUUUUUAUAACUUAUUACAUGUUUCUCCUGCAAAAAAAUCUAUAGUCAUAGCAACGACACAUCAUAUGCAUAUGCGAUUACCAGCUGUGAGGGCAGUGUGUAGGAAAAAGUACUGUGGGGGUGUUACUUUUUCCUCGUCUGCUUCAGCAUUGUUUCUCACGGCUGGCCCUGCAUGCAGUGAAGGCUGUACAUGUGUUUCUGCCAGAUGAAUCCAAGGUGCUUUGCGUCAUGUUUGGCAGGAGCCUGCGGAUCUGUGGCGGAUGAUUAGCUGGUUGUUCUUGAACUCUCAUUUCUUUUCGUUUCGUCCUGCUUCGCUGGGUCUCUAUGAAACUUUCAGACAGCAGCGAAAAAGUACAACUAUACAUCCACCAAACCUACACGCUAUUAAUAAGCUAUUUAUCCUGACAAAAGAAGGCAGCUGCAAACACAAAUAAAAGCGCCCUAAGGAUUACGGGCUGGAUGUUCUGCCCCGCUUUGCGAUCGCUGUAAGAAAUGGGAAAAGGCUUUUACGUCAGCAAAAACUUGGGCGUUGCAGCUGUCGUGCUUGCUGCGGGUGCCGUGGCCACCAUCAUUGCUUUGUCCGUUGUCUACGCCAAAGAGAAAUCCAAAAACCAGGAGAAAGUCGGUCACCACAGAGCAAUACCCACGACACACCCUGCUGGUGCUGCAACUGCUGCGCCUUCAAACAAGCCAUGGGACAGAUACAGACUCCCAGACACCCUGGUACCUGAAAACUACAGCCUUGUCCUGUGGCCACGACUGCAGCCCAACGAGCACGGGAUGUACAUAUUCACCGGAAACUCUAGUGUGGUUUUCAAGUGCGUCAAGGAAACUGACUCGAUUCUCAUUCACUGCCAUAAGCUGAACCUGACCAUGGUCGAUGGCUACCACGCAAAAUUGCUGAGCGUAGAUGGCUCACCUGUGCCAACCUUGAAGACCACCUGGCUGCAGGAGAAGACGCAGCUCCUUGUUAUUCAGCUGAACGGCAACCUGAAGGUCGGGAAGUUCUACCAGCUGGACACGCAAUUUCGAGGGGAGUUGGCUGAUGAUCUGGAAGGUUUCUACCGGAGUGAAUAUUACGAGGAUGGUGCGAAAAAAGUUAUUGCCACGACUCAGAUGCAGGCCACAAGUGCCAGGAAGGCCUUUCCUUGCUUUGAUGAACCUGCGAUGAAAGCUGUGUUCAGUGUCAUUCUCAUCCACGAUUCUGACAUGGUGGCUUUAUCUAAUGGCAUGGAGAGUGCCACAGAGCAGAUUGUUAUAGAGGGCCAUACUGUCAAGAAGACCGUGUUUCAGCCUACAAAGAGGAUGUCAACUUACCUGCUGGCAUUUAUUGUCAGUGACUUUACAUUUGUCAGCACUGAGCAAAAGAAAAAUAAUGUUUUGGUCCGAAUUUGGGCUCGAAAAAAAGCCACAGAUGAAGGACAGUCGAAAUAUGCUCUUAAUGUGACAGGUCCCAUUCUGGAGUUCUUUGAGAAAUACUACAAUGUCAGCUAUCCACUGCCAAAGUCAGACCAGAUUGCUUUACCAGACUUCAAUGCUGGCGCAAUGGAGAACUGGGGACUCAUUACUUACAGAGAAACAUCUCUCCUCUAUGACCCAAAAAUGUCCUCUAAUGGAAACAAGGAGCGAGUGGCAAGCGUAAUUGCUCAUGAACUGGCUCACAUGUGGUUUGGAAACCUUGUGACAAUGAGAUGGUGGAAUGACCUGUGGCUGAACGAGGGCUUCGCCACUUACGUGUCUUACCUUGGCGUUGAUUAUGCUGAACCCACUUGGAACAUCAAAGACUUUGUGGUCCUCUCUGAAGUGCACAGGGUCUUUGCUGUUGAUGCCCUGGCAUCCUCUCAUCCACUCUCAUCCAGCGAAGCCAAGGUCAGCAAGUCCGAGGAGAUCAGUGAGGUGUUCAAUUCCAUCUCCUAUAGUAAGGGGGCCGCGGUACUAAGGAUGCUCUCUAAUUUCCUGUCAGAGCCAGUGUUUGCCAAAGGACUGAACACUUAUCUGAAUCAGUUUGCUUAUGGCAACACAGUGUAUACAGACCUCUGGAAUCAUCUUCAAAAAGCCGUAGACGGUACACCCAGUGUGAAGCUGCCACACACUGUGACUGACAUCAUGAACCGCUGGGUGCUCCAGAUGGGCUUCCCAGUGGUCACCAUUGAUACUCGCACAGGACAGCUGUCCCAGAAGCACUUUCUUCUCAACCCUGAAUCAGUGGUUGACACGCCAUCCCAGUUCAAUUAUGAGUGGUAUGUGCCAAUAAACUGGAUGAAGACGGGUGUGGAAAAGAAGCGCUACUGGCUACUGAGUAAAACAGCUACUCACAGUGCAAUGAAAACCAGUGGAACGGAAUGGGUGCUGGCCAAUAUCAAUGUCUCUGGAUACUACAGAGUAGACUACGAUUUAAACAAUUGGGAGAAGUUGCUCACUCAGCUGAAUGAGAACCAUAAGGAUAUUCCAGUGAUAAACAGGGCCCAGAUUCUGGAUGAUGCCUUCAGUCUUGCGAGAGCAAGAAUACAGAAGAUAACACUGGCUCUGAGAACAACAAAAUAUCUUUCCCAUGAAAGAGAGUAUAUGCCAUGGGCAGCAGCAAUCAGAAAUUUGAACUACUUCUUCCUCAUGUUCGAUCGCAGUGAAGUUUAUGGACCAAUGGAGGCUUACAUAAGGAAACAAGUUGCUCCUGUUUUUGCUUACCUCAAGACAAUUACAUUAAAUUGGUCAAGAGUGCCAGCUGGACACACAGAUCAGUAUAACCAGGCUAGUAUCAUCAUGCUAGCCUGUAAUAACGGUCUUAAGGAGUGCCAGAAUUUGACAACAUGCUGGUUUAGAGAAUGGAUGCAGAACCCGGACAAAAACCCGAUUCAUCCAAACCUGAAGUCGGCGGUGUACUGCAGUGCGAUUGCUGCCGGAGGCUCUGAGGAAUGGGACUUUGCCUGGCAGAUGUUCAAGAGGGCCUCCAUCGCAAGCGAGGCAGAUAAGCUGCGGGCUGCCUUGGCUUGCACAAAAGUACCCUGGUUGUUGAACAGGUAUCUGCAAUACACCUUGGAUCCGACUAAAAUUCGAAAGCAAGAUGCUACAUCAACAAUUGUUUACGUUGCUAGCAAUGUAGUCGGACAGAUUUUGGCUUGGAAUUUUGUCAGAACGAGAUGGGAAUAUAUAUAUUCACAAUUUGGUGGGGCUUCGUUUUCAUUUCCAUAUCUUAUACAAGGAGUGACAAAGAGAUUUUCAACAGAAUUUGAUCUCAGGGAGUUACUGCAGUUCAAGGACAACUCCAAGGCUGGGUUUGGCUCUGGCACAAUGGCAUUGGAACAAGCUAUUGAGAAGACGAAAGCGAAUAUCCAGUGGGUGGCAAAGAACAAAGAGGAAGUUUUGAAGUGGUUUACCAGUGAAUCAGCAUAAAACCUCAGUAGGACGUCAAACAGUUACUGGGGAAAUGUCAAUAAUGAAGUUGUGUUAUCUCAGUGGGACAGCUGCUGGAGUGGAACAUAUUGACAGCUCCACAGACUCACUCUGCUGAUUGUUUCCCGUUCCUGGUUGUACCUGUGGUCUCUUGAAUUUGAUUUUUUAGAUCAUGGAUUGUAUUUUUCUCAGAUUAUAUUUUUACAUGUUUCUUGUUCACCUAUACGCUCCCCAUCGGUGAUAAUAAUUGCAAAUAUUAGAAAGCAAGAUGU
Molecule: messenger RNA, 3727 nt
Organism: Scleropages formosus (Asian bonytongue)
Lineage: Eukaryota; Metazoa; Chordata; Actinopteri; Osteoglossiformes; Osteoglossidae
Product: aminopeptidase Ey-like
Exons: 21
Coding region: 558-3455 (965 amino acids)
Biological process (GO): peptide catabolic process; proteolysis
Cellular component (GO): cytoplasm; plasma membrane
Molecular function (GO): metalloaminopeptidase activity; peptide binding; zinc ion binding
Source: RefSeq, a predicted model, not a curated record